Molecule: messenger RNA, 914 nt
Organism: Malania oleifera
Lineage: Eukaryota; Viridiplantae; Streptophyta; Magnoliopsida; Santalales; Ximeniaceae
Exons: 2
Coding region: 264-659 (131 amino acids)
Source: RefSeq, a predicted model, not a curated record
AACAAUGUGGGAACUUGACCAAUAACAUAUAUGAUGACCAUGGAUCAUCAUAUAUGUAUAUAUAAGUAAGUGUGGGGCUGACCGGUCUGCUUUAGUUUCUUCAUUCUUAUCUCAAUUAUCAAACACACUACUGUUGUUAUCCCCUAUGGCUAUAAAUAAACGAACGCCCAGCAGCCUUAGUGCCCAUAGCAGCAGCAGCUGGGGUAAUACUCUUUAACAAAGAGAGAAGUUAAACACAUACAGCUCAUCAACUAUACAGAGAUAUGGCAGUUGGUCAGCAGGCAGCAGCAGAAGCAGCUAAGUCCUCUCUGAGUAUCUUCUGUGUUACCCUCCUGCUAAUUUCCACCCAGCUGCUGAUUCAAUCCCCCACAGUGCUUGCAGCUCCACCAGCUUUAGUAUCAUCCCAGCAGUCAAUAAAAGAAGAGAAGGUCGUCAUCGACAACAUUAAUAGUAGAAAGAUGCAUGGGGGGCUCAAGGAAAAUAAAGGUACUCGCUCGUCAUCUGAUGGAUGUGGAGCACUAGACGCAGUAGGUCCUAGAGAUGCAUACAAUCGAGCACGUCUUGGAAAUCCAUACAAUCGAAGGUCAGGUCUUGGAAAUUCGUUCAUUCGACGGUGCCCACCGGGCAGCAGGCACAGGCAGCCUCACAUGCACCCUUAAGCUGAAUGAUAUCAGAUGCAUAAUUACACAGAGUCAAUAAUUAUUUGGUUUAUUUAUCUUUCCUAAUGUGUGAAUCACUCUUAAAGUGCAAUCACUGUCGGAUUGCUUUAAUUUUUAACUAGCUAGCUAGUAAUUAGAAGAUAUAAAGGUCUAUUUGUUUGUGUGUGCCUGAUCAUAUAAUAUGUGAACAUGCAAAACUGAUGCAUGCUUGUAUGAUGAGAUGUUUUUGUGCUAAUAAAUUCCUACUUUCAUCUC